Eimeria necatrix is the source of this 449-nucleotide messenger RNA. RefSeq lists its product as hypothetical. The record is from RefSeq and is a predicted model, not a curated record. The transcript has 2 exons. The annotation marks the transcript as partial. Lineage: Eukaryota; Apicomplexa; Conoidasida; Eucoccidiorida; Eimeriidae.
AUGCGGGCCUUCCUCGUCCUCUCCUCCGUCUCUGCUGCUUCUCUCUUCGAAGGCGUUUUGAGGAGACAGGCGCUGCUGGUUCACUCGCGGCCGAAGGCGGUGGCGCUGCGGGCCUACAGCGCGGGCCGCAAGUGCCGCGCUGCGCUGGCUCUCGCGCUGGCGCAGCAGCAGCAGCAGCAGCAGCAGCAGCAGCAGCAGCAGCGCGGACCUGCUGCUGCUGUACGUGACGAAGAAGGGCAAAGUGAAGCAGAGGCGCUGCUGCUGCUGCAGCGGGAAAAAGAAAAGUAUAUGAGCGAGAGAGACCGCAGCAGCUGGAGAGGAUGGGCUUUUGCUGAAGACAACUUAGACCUCAGUGGCCGGGAUGCUGCGCUGCAGCUGCCGAGUGUGUUGGCUUCGGAGGUUCGCGUGCUGCUGGGGCUGCAGCCCUCCAUCAUGGCCCACCGAUGCAA